AACUUCUCCAACGCUCUCACCAAGAACAUAGUGGCCAUGUUGGUGUGGCUGGCCCUGAGCAUCAUCAACAGCAGCAUGGUGCACACCUUCCUCCGACACAGUCUCUUCUAUGAGAACCCGCGGUACAUCAUGUUCAUCUGCAUGGUGUUCAAUGAUGCUCUGCAGCUGACUCUGGUAACAGCGCUGUACGUGGUCAGCUACAUCUUCAGGAAGAUCCACACCUCCGUCUGCUGCCUUCUGAUCAUGACGGCUGUCCUCACCACCCGCUCCACGCCUCUCAUCCUGGCUGGCAUGGCCGUGGAGCGCUACAUCUCCAUCUGCUUCCCGCUCCACUACAGCCAGAUGUGCACGGUCCCCCGCACGCUGCUCCUCAUCGGCAUCAUCUUCAUCCUCACCGCCACACCACCCAUCACCGACCUCCUCAUCACCAUCGUCAAGGAGCCUCCCAGUUUCUUCCACACCACCAUCUUCUGCGACCACUCGCUGCUGUUCCGCGACAGGUCCAUCUACUAUAAGAACUGUGUGUUUGACGGGGCCUACCUCUCCUUCGUGGCCCUCACGCUGCUCUACACCUACUGUAAGAUCAUGCUGACGGCAAGAGCUGCAUCCACAGGUCUGGCCUCUGUGAAGAGAGCCAGGAACACCGUGGUGCUGCAUGGGGUGCAGCUGUUGCUGUGCAUGCUGGCCUUCGUGGUUCCCUCCCUGCAGGCUGCUCUCAUCUCCCUGUUCCCCCACCUGAGCUUGGAGAUCCGUUACAUCUUCUUCCUGCUCGUCUACAUCAUCCCUCGUUUUCUGAGCCCUGUGAUCUACGGCUUUCGGGACGAGCAGUUCAGGAAGUACUGGACCCGGUACUUGUCUUGUCGGAGCUGCAGCAUCUUCAAGGUCAGGCCGGUGCUGCUGAAGGUGAACCUGUAG
Acanthochromis polyacanthus (spiny chromis) is the source of this 915-nucleotide messenger RNA. Its product is annotated as odorant receptor 131-2-like. Lineage: Eukaryota; Metazoa; Chordata; Actinopteri; Pomacentridae. Bases 37 to 915 code for a protein of 292 amino acids. The record is from RefSeq and is a predicted model, not a curated record. Gene Ontology annotation, molecular function: G protein-coupled receptor activity. Gene Ontology annotation, biological process: G protein-coupled receptor signaling pathway. The transcript has 4 exons. Gene Ontology annotation, cellular component: membrane.